Molecule: messenger RNA, 711 nt
Organism: Penicillium malachiteum
Lineage: Eukaryota; Fungi; Ascomycota; Eurotiomycetes; Eurotiales; Aspergillaceae
Product: GNAT family N-acetyltransferase
Exons: 2
Coding region: 1-711 (236 amino acids)
Molecular function (GO): acyltransferase activity, transferring groups other than amino-acyl groups
Source: RefSeq, a predicted model, not a curated record
AUGCUUCCUGAAAAACCGGGGUUUGAAGUGAGCCCUGUCCCGACGACAGAAGAAGGAGCCCGCACCAUCUGGGAUAUCGAAAUGGCCGCGCAGAAUGAUAGCAACAAGAAAAAGAAUAGCUCCAUUGGAUCCUUACUCUGGCCACCCCAUCUGCAACCCAAAGUUGAGGCAGCAGCAAGACCAUCGGAUGGUCAAGACGACGACAUCCGCCGCAUGAUCCCCAUGCUUGGAGAUCCCAAAAACACUUACCUUCUAGUAACCGACAAAGCAACGAAUAAGGCCCUAGCUUUUGUCUGGUGGUCUCACAGCCAGGGCCAGACAAAAGCCCAGUGGGCAGAAGGCUAUGCCAACCGAUAUCGCCCGCCUACUAUGAAUGGUGCACUGAUGGAUGCAACAGGCGGAGUGCGAUAUCUGAAGCGAGCAGAGCUGCUUGGGGAGAAGGAAUAUUUCCAUCUGAAAGAAUUAUAUGUUCUUCCGGAGUAUCAGCGCCAAGGGCUAGGAGGUCUAUUAGUAGCGUUUGGUGUUCAGAAGGCAGAUGAACUUGACCUACCCGCUUACACUGAGGCAUCUCAGGAAGUAGUAGAGCUGUAUCUCAAGCAUGGGUUUCAAGAUCGAGUGACAGUUGACUUGGAAAAAUGGGGUGGCUCAGUGGGAGAUUUCAGUUCUUUAUGGCCUUUUGUACAGAGAUUCCAAGCCGGUCACAGCUAUUGA